GCAGGUGAUGAAACCUCCAGCCGAGGCUGAUUCUAAGAGCUGCAGACAGCCCCCCACCAGGCCGGCCUUGGGGCCAUCAGUAGCUCCAGGUUUCUCGAAGACUUGCCCAGGGGUGGGUAGCGCACUGCUUACUUGCAGCCUUCUGGGGCCAGUCCAGGCUUGCUCUCCGGGUGUCUCCCCGCCCCUCUGCUUGUCUCUUCUUUUAGUCUUUCACAUAGGAGGCCCUGCAGGCUCUCAGAGCCGCCCCUGUCCUUCCUUUAAGAGCCCAGUGCCUGCCCGUCUGGGCCCAGGAAGCUGUGGUGAGCUCUGGGGUUUCUCCUCCACCGGGCACUGCUGGGAAGCUGUCUGCAUUCCAUUCUGCCCAAUUUUCCGCCUCUGGGCUCUGCGGGGUGCGGUUGCUUCAUGCCUCUGUGAGGCAGACUCCUGAGACUUGAGCGAGACCAGACGCUGGCGAGAUCCUGGUGCUGGAGGUGGAAUCGCCUUCUCUUACAGCCCUCGAGCCAGAAGCUGACUUUUCAUGGAAGUGGGGUGCCAUCGUGAUUCUUCUUAAAACUGUCCUCAGUUUGCUUCCCUGGCUCCUGGCCACUCUGGAAGGGAGCGGGUGAGGAGGAAGGAUAGUGCUUCGUUUUCCUGGGAUCUUUCUUAGGCUCCAGAGACCUUCCGUGAAGAGGAGUUUCCAGGCAGGAAGAUGAGAGACUGCUUGGACACCAGCGUUGGUACAAUGAGCUCCUGCACUGGUUAAAGGCAUCGCCACCUCCUGGGCAGCACUGCAAGGGCUCUGGAUUCGCAGAGAGUCGAAAUGACCAUGACUGCCAACAAGAAUUCCAGCAUUACCCAUGGAGCUGGAGGCACUAAGGCCCCCCGGGGGACUCUGAGCAGGUCUCAGUCAGUCUCUCCACCUCCAGUUCUCUCCCCACCGAGGAGCCCCCUGUACCCGCUCAGUGACAGUGAAACGUCAGCCUGCAGGUCUCCAAGCCGUUCCAGCUCCCGGCUGCUCCUCAAGGACUGGCACCCCUGUGACCCUUUACCCCCCAAUCCUGAAGCUCCCGCCCCAGACACUUCGCCACCCAUCUGCCCCCUCAAGUCCGGCGUUGGCCCUGCGUGCCAGAGAGGGGACUGGAAGGAGAACAUCCACGCCGCGGCCCAGGAUGUAGAGGGGGUCGCUGCCUGCCCGCCCCUUGCCCGGAGCACACCGUCCCCAGGGCCGGCCUCCAGCCCACGGAGUGUCGUCCUAAACCGCACUGGCACCCGUGCCCACAGUCUGGGCAUCCGGGAGAAGAUUUCAGCAUGGGAAGGUCGCCGCGAGGCUUCUCCCAGGAUGAGCAUGUGUGGCGAGAGGCGGGAGGGCUCGGGGGGCGAGUUGGCGGCCAGUGAGGGCUGCCCCAGCGUGGCGCCGUCCCCGUGUGGCUCGGAAAAGACCUUUGAUUUCAAGGGCCUCCGGAGGAUGAGCAGGACCUUCUCCGAGUGCUCCUACCCUGAGACCGAGGAGGAGGGAGAGGCGCCCCCGGUGCGGGAAGCCUGUCCCCGGCUGGAGAAGCGGCCUGGCCGGGGCGAGCCCAGCGCCUUCCUGCGGGGGCAUGGGGGCGGCCGGAAAGAGAGCUCAGCCGUGCUGAGCCGGAUCCAGAAAAUCGAACAGGCCCUGAAGGAGCAGCCGGGCCGGGGCCUCCCCCAGCUCCCCAGCAGCUGCUACACCGUAGACCGGGGGAGAAGGCAGCCGGGGGCCUUGGGCACAUUGGAGGAACUGGAGGGGAGCGCGAGCGGGAGCACUGGCAGCCGGGCAGCGGGUGGCACCGGAGUCGGGGGGGAGGCGGGCCCGCCCCCAGAGAGGGAAGGCAGCAGCUCCACGAAGCCAGGGACCCCGGGAAGUAGCCCCGACUGCCAGCUGCUGCCAUCGAAGAGCUCCCCAGACCCCGCUGUGAACCCCGUCCCCAAGCCCAAGCGCACCUUCGAAUACGAGGCUGACAAGAACCCCAAGAGCAAGCCAAGCAAUGGUCUACCUCCUUCGCCCACACCUGCUGCUCCACCCCCCCUGCCCUCCACCCCGGCCCCACCCGUCACCCGGAGACCCAAGAAGGACGUGCGUGGUCACCGCAAGUCCCAGAGCAGAAAAUCCUUUGAGUUUGAGGAUGCAUCCAGUCUCCAGUCCUUGUACCCCUCUUCUCCCACUGAGAAUGGUACUGAGAGCCAACCCAAGUUUGGAUCCAAAAGCACUUUAGAAGAAAAUGCCUAUGAAGAUAUUGUGGGAGAUCUGCCCAAGGAGAAUCCUUAUGAGGAUGUGGACUUAAAGGGCCGACGCGCGGGCCGAAAGUCCCAGCAGCUGUCGGAGAACUCCUUGGACUCCUUGCACAGGAUGUGGAGUCCUCAGGACCGGAAGUACAACAGCCCGCCCACACAGCUCUCCCUGAAACCCGGUAGCCAGUCCCUGCGUAGCGGAAACUGGUCAGAAAGGAAGAGUCACCGCCUGCCACGGUUACCCAAGAGGCACAGCCACGAUGACAUGCUGCUGCUGGCCCAGCUGAGCCUCCCGUCCUCCCCCUCGAGCCUGCACGAGGACAGCCUCAGCACCACGAGCGAGCUGCUGUCCAGCCGCCGGGCCCGCCGCAUUCCCAAGCUUGUCCAAAGAAUUAACUCCAUCUACAAUGCCAAGAGGGGCAAGAAGAGGUUGAAAAAGCUGUCCAUGUCCAGCAUCGAGACCGCCUCCCUGAGAGAUGAGAACAGUGAGAGCGAGAGCGACUCUGACGACAGGUUCAAAGCCCACACGCAGCGCCUGGUGCACAUCCAGUCGAUGCUGAAACGCGCACCCAGCUACCGGACCCUGGAGCUGGAGCUGCUCGAGUGGCAGGAGCGGGAGCUCUUUGAGUACUUCGUGGUGGUGUCCCUCAAGAAGAAGCCGUCCCGCAACACCUACCUCCCCGAGGUCUCCUACCAGUUUCCCAAGCUGGACCGACCCACCAAGCAGAUGCGGGAGGCCGAGGAGAGGCUCAAGGCCAUCCCCCAGUUUUGCUUCCCUGAUGCCAAGGACUGGCUCCCGGUGUCUGAGUAUACCAGUGAAACGUUUUCUUUCAUGCUGACCGGGGAAGAUGGCAGCAGACGCUUUGGCUACUGCAGGCGCUUACUGCCAAGCGGGAAGGGGCCUCGGCUGCCAGAGGUCUACUGUGUCAUCAGCCGCCUCGGCUGCUUCGGCUUGUUUUCCAAGGUCCUCGACGAGGUGGAGCGCCGGCGAGGGAUCUCAGCCGCGUUGGUCUAUCCGUUCAUGAGGAGUCUCAUGGAGUCGCCCUUCCCUGCCCCAGGGAAGACCAUCAAAGUCAAGACCUUCUUGCCGGGCGCUGGCAACGAGGUGCUGGAGCUGCGGCGGCCCAUGGAUUCCCGACUGGAGCAUGUGGACUUCGAGUGCCUCUUUACUUGUCUCAGUGUGCGCCAGCUCAUCCGAAUCUUUGCCUCGCUGCUGCUGGAACGCCGCGUCAUUUUUGUGGCUGAUAAGCUCAGUACCUUAUCCAGCUGCUCCCAUGCUGUGGUGGCCUUGCUCUACCCCUUCUCCUGGCAACAUACCUUCAUUCCUGUCCUUCCGGCCUCCAUGAUUGACAUCGUCUGCUGUCCUACCCCCUUCCUGGUCGGCCUGCUCUCCAGCUCCCUCCCCAAGCUGAAGGAGCUGCCGGUGGAGGAGGCCCUGAUGGUGAAUCUGGGAUCGGACCGAUUCAUCCGACAGAUGGAUGAUGAGGACACGUUGUUACCUAGGAAACUACAGGCGGCUCUAGAGCAGGCUCUGGAGAGGAAGAACGAGCUGAUCGCUCAGGACUCCGACAGCGACUCGGAUGACGAAUGUAACACCCUCAACGGGCUGGUGUCGGAGGUGUUUAUCCGCUUCUUUGUGGAGACGGUUGGACACUACUCCCUCUUUCUGGCCCAGACCGAGAAGGGGGAGCGGGCCUUCCAGCGAGAGGCCUUCCGCAAGUCCGUGGCCUCCAAGAGCAUCCGCCGUUUUCUGGAGGUUUUUAUGGAGUCGCAGAUGUUUGCUGGCUUCAUCCAGGACCGGGAGCUAAGGAAAUGUCGGGCAAAGGGCCUAUUUGAGCAGCGAGUGGAACAGUAUUUAGAGGAACUCCCAGACACUGAGCAGAGUGGAAUGAAUAAGUUUCUCCGAGGUUUGGGCAACAAAAUGAAAUUCCUUCACAAGAAGAAUUAGAGCUUUCCCAGCCAGAGAGUCCAGUGCCUUGCAGAUCCUGGAGCCUGGGGAGGGGGCACAGCCCAGGACCCACGGGGCUGCCCUGACUGAUCUACCCUGCCCUCCAAGCCAGCGCACCUCUGCCUUCAUUAUAUCCCAGGAUACUGUUUGUAAAUAAUCUGCUGUAAGCUUUCUUAUCUGUUUUUGUAACAAGCAAAGAGAAUCUGGUAAAUAUUUGUAUUUUCCCAAGGGGCCGGUGCUUUCCUGUCCUGCCUGAGCUUGGAUGAAGUCUUGCUGGGUGCUGGUGACUGGCCAAUUAUGUGCAGCUGACUGUUUCAGCCAAACCACUGAUGUUCCCCUGGAGGCUCCUGGCCUGCCUGAGGCCCCCCCCUUGCCAGUCUUGAAGCAGUCUGGAGAGCCCUGGAGAGCAGAUGUUAUCUUGUUAUAUUCAGGGGGACUAUUUGGGGUUUUUUGUUUUGUUUUGUUUUUUUGAAUCUUAGUAUGUUUUUUUUUUUCUUCUAAUAGUCUCUCUUCCAUAAACCUGUUUGUGAAAGGCAAAAGCCAGUCAAUCUCCAUUUGCGACCUGGUACCAGGCUACUAGAUCUGGUCUUCUCUGGUUCCUCCAACCUUUGAGAUGGUCAGUGAGUCAUGGGAAGCCCACUCCCCAACUCUGCCAGUGCUCUCCGGGUCCAGCUCCCAGUCUAUGGUGGCCAUGAUGCGGUACAGGGCAUCCCUCCUCCCACCAUCUACGGGUCUUCUCAAUAAACAGUGUACAGUUGUUUGG
Messenger RNA from Sorex araneus (European shrew), 4943 nucleotides. RefSeq names its product DENN domain containing 2B (gene DENND2B). Gene Ontology annotation, biological process: positive regulation of ERK1 and ERK2 cascade. NCBI's taxonomy places the organism in Eukaryota, Metazoa, Chordata, Mammalia, Eulipotyphla, Soricidae. The record is from RefSeq and is a predicted model, not a curated record. Bases 800 to 4180 code for a protein of 1126 amino acids. The transcript is spliced from 21 exons.